Messenger RNA from Girardinichthys multiradiatus, 4752 nucleotides. RefSeq names its product kazrin, periplakin interacting protein a (gene kazna). The transcript has 18 exons. NCBI's taxonomy places the organism in Eukaryota, Metazoa, Chordata, Actinopteri, Cyprinodontiformes, Goodeidae. Gene Ontology annotation, molecular function: protein binding. The coding region runs from base 381 to 3071 and encodes 896 amino acids. The record is from RefSeq and is a predicted model, not a curated record.
CAGCAGGCUUCUCUUUCUCAUUGCUCUAUCCCUCUCUUUUGCUUUGUUCAUGCUGUGAUCUCCUUCUGAAGCAACGCCACACUGGAGCUUUAAUGAGCGGGCUGAGAGCAAGAGCUACACACAGAUCUUCCAUCAGCCAAAGAGAAGCGGGCAACUCAACGGCAUAAGAGGCGACCAGACGAGCUGCUGAUCUGCAGUCAGCUGAGAGGCAACUGAAGAAGGCAAAUGACAUUUCUGAGCAAGACGUAGGAAGAGGUUGUGAAGAGUCUUCGGAGACAAAUCAGCUGAGAAAGAGAGAAAUAAGAGAAGAAUACUCCGGAGUGAAAGCUGACCUUCGGUGCACUCCAUAGAAGAAGGACCUAUUUCCCAGAAUCUCAACAAUGGAGGAAACGCUCACCUGCAGUCGAAGCCCUUUCUCUCAGGUGUUUGGGCGCCAGGGUCAGCUCAUGCGAGCCACUGUGCAGUCGCUGAAUAAUCUCAAUGACCAGAUUGCAAGCUUCAUGGUUACCAGACCCAAGUCCCUGGAACAGGAGCAGCAGGCCUACUCUCCUCCUGAGACGGAGACACUGCAGAAAUCCAUGAACCUUAUGCGGCACCUUCUCGUUGAUGCUCAGGCAAAAAUCCUGAAAAUGAUGGAUGACAACAAGCAGCUGGCUCACCGGAUCGAUGGGGCCAUUCAGUCGGCCAGUCAGGAGGUGACCAACCUGCGGUCAGAGCUGAGCGCCACCAGCCGCAGACUGGCCGAGCUGGGUGCAACGGACUCCUCCGCCAGCAUGCUGGAGACAGUGCAGCACAACCACAACGAUCACUCUCCUCACCACAAGCAGAAGCCCCCAACCACUGAGCUCUGCUACAAGACUGAAAUCAGCAGUCUCAUGGACUUCAACUCUCCAGAUGCCUCUCUGGACAAAGUUCUGCUGCGUGAAGAGGUGGCCCAGCUCCAGCAGGAGGUGCACCUGCUGCGGCAGAUGAAAGACAUGUUAAGCAAGGACCUGGAGGAGACCCAAAGAGGCUGCUCGGCUGACGUCCUGUCCGCCACGGAGCUCCGAGUGCAGCUGGCUCAGAAGGAGGAGGAGCUGGACCGGGCCAAGGAGGCUUUACAAGCCAUGAAAUCCGACCGUAAACGUCUUAAGGCAGAGAAAGCCGACCUGGUGAACCAGAUGCAGCAGCUUUAUGCCACGCUGGAGAGCCGAGAGGAGCAGCUCCGUGACUUCAUCCGCAACUACGAGCAGCACAGAAAAGAGAGCGAGGAUGCAGUAAAGGCUUUGGCCAAGGAGAAAGACCUCCUGGAGAGAGAGAAGUGGGAUCUGAGACGGCAGACCAAGGAGGCCACGGAGCACACAGGGAUGCUGCGCUCCCAGCUUGACCUCAAGGAGAACCGCAUCAAGGAGCUGGAGGCUGAACUUGCUAUGAUGAGUAACUGUGUCAAUCAGAGAAUGGAGUUCCGGGUGUUUGAGCGGCUUGCGGACAGGGACUACUCUCCUAGGGUCAUGGCGGCCAAACAGUCACUAGCCACCCUGACAAAGGAUGUGCCCAAGCGUCACUCGUUGGCCAUGCCCACAGAGGCAGUCGUCAAUGGCAACAACCAGGAGUGGGUGAUGCAGGCGGAUCUACCCCUGACUGCUGCCAUUAGGCAGAGUCAGCAGACCCUCUAUGUCCACACAGGCCAUCCCACUGACAGACAAGUGGCUGCUGUGCGGGUGAGCCCGAUCCACUCGCGUCAACCCUCCGUUAUCUCUGACGCCUCUGCAGUGGAGGGAGAUCGGUCGUCUACACCCAGCGACAUAAACUCGCCACGUCACCGGACUCACUCCCUCUGCAAUUCCCUAGAAGAUCUGGAGGAGGCGAAGCGUAAGAAGAAGAAAGAAAAGAUGGGGCUAGGCUCGCUGUCGCGUGUCUUUGCCCGAGGAAAGCAACGCAAGUCCCUGGACCCCGGUUUGUUUGAUGACUCAGACAGCCUGUACAGUCUCAACCGCCUCAGCCUGUCAGACGGGUCAGAGGACCAGCUGGAUCGCCUCCAGCAAGUGGAGCUGGCCAGGACGACGCCCAUGUCUCAGUGGAGGGCGGGCACUGUGCAGGCCUGGCUGGAGGUUGUCAUGGCAAUGCCCAUGUACAUUCGCACCUGUUCAGAAAACGUCAAGAGCGGAAAGGUCUUACUGGGACUAAACGAUGAAGACCUGGAGCUGGGUUUGGGUGUCAGCAGUUUAAUGCACCGCAGGAAACUCUGCCUUGCCAUAGAAGAUUACAGAGAUGCUGAGAAUGGCAAAGAGCUGUCAAAGGCUGCAGAUUUGGACCACCACUGGGUGGCCAAGGCUUGGCUGAGUGAUGUGGGAUUGCCUCAGUACUCCCAGGCUUUUCACACUCACCUGGUGGAUGGACGCAUGCUGAACUCACUGACUCGUCGUGACCUAGAACGUCACCUCAACAUCACCAAGAAGUUCCAUCAGGUCAGCCUGCUGUUGGGCAUUGAACUACUGCAGUCGUUCAACUUCGACAAGGAGGUGCUGCAGGCUCGCCGGAUACAGAGUGAGCACCAGAAUGACGAUCCAUUGGUCUGGACGUCUCAUCGUGUCAUGAAAUGGAUCAAGGAUAUUGACCUCAAGGAAUAUGCUGACAUCCUUCUCAGUAGUGGAGUUCAUGGAGCUGUUAUGAUGCUAGACCCCUCUUUCAACACUGACUCCAUGGCUGCAGUUCUGGGAAUCCCCAGCAGCAAACAAAUGGUCCGCCGACACCUUGACGAGGAAAUGAGGGCACUGAUUGGCUCAGCCAGAGCAAAUGCACAACAAAGCUAUGAUCAUUCAGGUAUAAUAACUCCACCAACACCACUUCGGCAGAACUCCUUGACCAGACCUCCCAGCUCUAACCCCCGACACACAGAUGAUGAGGGCUCUCUAAGAAGAAGGGCUAUCAAGCCUCCAAUGGGGUUCAGCUCCAAAAACCGGGGUGGGCGGGACCUUAGUUGCCAUAGCAGUUUUGGCUCCCUACCUCGGGACGUUCGAGAUCGCACUCCCCCUAGAGCCGAAGGAAGCCCGAUCCGUGGUUACUCCAGCAUUGAGAUCACCAAUGUGUGAUGGCCUAAAAACUGAAACUGCAGCGAAUAUUCUCUGAGCCUUUACAGGACAUGUUGCACUUCAUAAAAAGAAUAUGUUUCUUUUUAAAAGUUUCAUGAUUUAAGUAAAUUGUGCACAAAUUUUUAUGCUCUUAAGUAGGAAACCUGAGUCAAACAACUUAUUUUUUUAUUAUGUGUGUAAAUGUCUUUUGCUGGAUUGUUUUAGUUUACCAACUCUGACAGUCAAACUGAUUAUUCUUCUGAAAUAUUUGAUUGUUUGACUCAAUGUAUAAUAGAGACUACUUAAUGAUUUAAAAGAAAAAAGGUUCCAUCGUAAAAUGCUCUGUUUUGUCCAGUUCUGUCCUUUGUGACACCUUCUCAAUGUGGUGGACAAUUAAAAAAGAUCAGAAUUAAAUAAAGUUUUCAUGUGUACAGUUAUUUUCAUGUUGUACAUUUACACCAUUAUGUCUGAAGAAAUUGGAGUUUUAUACUGUGCAGUAAACAUUACAAUGCUAACAAAAGAUGGCUGUUGUAAGGAAAUUAACGUUUGUAAAAAGUUUGAAAAAAUGAAAGAAUAAGGAAUGUUUCAAACAACACAAAAAGUAGCCUAUAAUUGACUGUCAUUUUUAUAUAUUUCUCAAAAACAUACAAUGAAAUGAAACUGCAUUUCCAUUAUUUUGAUGUUAUGAAUGAAAUAAUAUUUUUCUUCAAAUAUUGGGAGAUUAAACAGGACGAGAGCAUCUUCUGUUAUAUUUUUACAACUAAGAACCAGGAGGCGUUGCCAAAGAAAUUAAAUUAUUUUGAGCAAGCCGUUGUCAGUAAGCAAUUGAAAGAGUACUCGACAUCAAACAAUAUUUUAUCUAGUUUUUAAUCCGGUUGAAGAAAACAAUCACAGCACAACUACAGGAGCUUUGAAGUUUGUUGAUGAGGUCAUUGAGUCACUAAAAAGGAAACAACACCAUGUUGUCCUGCAUAUGUUAAACUCAGUUUGUCAUGUGUUUUUAGUUGAUUUAUUUUUAUUUUUAAGAUUUGUUUUUGAGUCUCAAUUGGCCUUUUUUGUAAUUUUCUUUUAAAAGUAGGAAGACAGGAAAAGGGGUGAAGAGUGGGAAACAUAAGCAGCACAGGUCGCUAUGGGGACAAUUGAUCGACGGCCGAAACCUCUCUAUACAUUGGCUGCGCACUCUACCGCUGCGCUGGGCCCUGUGUUCUUAUUUUUAAAACAAGUGUCAAAUUUCAUACUCACCAUUGCUUUGAUAUGAGAGGGUAGACUGGUCUCCUCUGUCCACCAGAAGAAUAAAACAGUGGUGCAUCUUCAUUCAUAAUUUAUGAAACAAUUCUUAAUGUACUGCAUGGUACAUUAAGAAUGGUAUGCAUACCUGCUAAGCUACGUCAACCAAAAGACUCUCUUCACUUACAGAACAUUUACCAUCUCAUGGUCCCAAUGGACCGGAUUACAGCAGGGAAGUUGUCUUUUCAAUGUGCAGCUCAGUCUAUCUGGAAUCAAUUGCAGAAUGAUUCAGGAUUCCAAGGGCUGAUCUCUCUGAAGACAUUUAACAAGUUCUUAGACAACUUAGAAAGUAGUACAUGCAUUUAAAACUUGUUCAUACUGUCAUUGUUGUAUACAUUAACGUUAAAUUUUUUUUCGUGUAAAAUUGUUUCUGUGCUGCUGUCAUGAUUCUCUUAUAAUAAAGAUUUUAAUUUCA